GUUGAUGCACAGUUAGCCUGACCAGUCGACAGAUGGAUGAACGCAAAGCCGUCAUUAAAGUUUGUGAGUUGGAUGAACGUGUAGCCGAUGAGGCGAUUCACGAGGCCGCUUACGCUCUGGACAAAUAUCAGGAUUCCAAAGAUGUUGCGGAUCACUUGAAAAAGUAUUUUGAUAAAAAAUACGAACGAACUUGGCACUGUAUUAUUGGGAAUAACUUCGGAAGUCAAAUCCCCGUUGUGACUUACAAAACUUCUCUCGACUCUCUUCCAGCUCCAUCACCCACGGUGAACGCGGACUCCUUCACUUUACACUGGACAACCGAACCUUUCUUCUAUACAAAUGGGGUUGAUCAUGCUGCCAGAUUUUUUUUCAAGCCUAGCUCCGUAUUAUGCACCUAA
Messenger RNA from Opisthorchis viverrini, 398 nucleotides. RefSeq lists its product as hypothetical. The record is from RefSeq and is a predicted model, not a curated record. Lineage: Eukaryota; Metazoa; Platyhelminthes; Trematoda; Opisthorchiida; Opisthorchiidae. The coding region runs from base 33 to 398 and encodes 121 amino acids. Gene Ontology annotation, cellular component: dynein complex. Gene Ontology annotation, biological process: microtubule-based process. Gene Ontology annotation, molecular function: dynein intermediate chain binding; dynein light intermediate chain binding. The transcript is spliced from 2 exons.